Molecule: messenger RNA, 510 nt
Organism: Closterium sp. Naga37s-1
Lineage: Eukaryota; Viridiplantae; Streptophyta; Zygnematophyceae; Desmidiales; Closteriaceae
Source: the annotation of a GenBank genome assembly
AUGCAGGACUCGCAGCCCGACCUGUCGAAUCGCGCCCUGGCGAAGCUCGCGAUGGUGCAGCCAUGCCAGAUCCGCGAUUGGAAGAAGAUGAGGGAGCGGCUGGAGGUCUCUUCCAGCUGCCGUCGUCGCCUCAUGGGAGCUGGCCGCAAGUCCAAGUUCCCUUUCAUGGAACGGGCGGUCUACCGCCAGUUCCUCAAGCACAGGGGGAGGGGGCUCGCCGUUUCGGGUGAGGUGGAAGUCCUUGACGACGUCAACGACCUGGUUGACGACGAGCUCGUCGUCAACCCCUUCUACGCCGAAGUCCCCAUGCUGGCCGAGGAGCUGCAGGCGGCGGGAGAGGAGGCUGACGCCGCUGAGGAGGACGCUGAAGCGGUGGUGGCAGAGGAGGAGGGGGGCGUGCUUGAGGAAGGCGGGGAGGCAGAAGAGCCCAGCGAUGACGAAUGGUGGCGCCCUGGCCGCUUUGACGGGGAAUACUGUGAAGAAUGGCAUGCAGGAGACGAUUCUGAGUAG